AUGCCUUCCCAAGGCUCUGAGAAGUCUCCCAUCCUCGUCAUUGGGAUGGGCGUGAUCGGCCUGACCACUUCCGUCCGUCUGCUCCAAGCUUCGCACAAAGUCCAUAUCCUCGCCACACAAAUACCCUCCUCACCGCUCGAUCCAACUUACUGUUCUUCUGCUGCUGGAGCCCACCAUCUUAGUUUUGCGGCAGAUGAUGAUGAGCGGCAGCGGAGGCUGGACAUGAGGACGUUUGAGGUCAUGAUGAAGGAGGAAGCGGAGGAGGGAAAAGCAAGUGCGAUCUUGAGGUUGACACAGAGGGAGUUUUAUGGAACGGAAGGGGAGAAACAUAUCGAGCUUUUCGAGGGUUUGCCGGACUUUAAAGUCGUUCUAAAGGAAGACCUACCUGCCUUCGCAAAGCAUGCCGUCUCUUUCACAUCUCUCACGAUGGAUACGACGCCCUAUCUCCACAAACUCUUAGCCCUCUUCACCUCACUCGGAGGAACUUACACCCACCUGGCUACACCCCUUCCAUCGCUCACUUCAGCCCUAAACCAUCUCCCGUCAUCGUCUCCUACCCCGCUAGCUAUCAUCAAUUGCACAGGGAUUGGCUCCCUCACACUCGGCGACGUGGACGAUAAGACGGUCUACCCCGUCCGUGGCCAAGUCGUGGUCUUGGACGCACCUUGGAUCAAAGAAGGUCGGACGUUGCAGGUCGGACAAUUGAACGACGCGAGCGGAGAGGGAGGGGAGAGGACGUAUAUUAUUCCACGGAGGAGCGGACAGGUUAUCAUCGGCGGGACGAGGGAGAAUGGGGAUUGGUGCAAAGACCCACGCCCUGAAACCGCAGAAGACAUUAAACGACGCGCACUCCUCCUCUUCCCUGAACUCUGCCCACCUCACCUCCGGCCCUCCACAUUCAACCCCUUCCCAUCCACAACACAGUCGCUCAGUUCCUCCCUCCUCGACAACAUAAUCCUCAAACACGUCGUCGGGUUCCGGCCGGCGCGCGAAGGUGGACUUAGACUCGAGCGCGGCGAUGAUUUGGCCGCCAGCCUUCCUUCGUCGACUGCUUCGGGUCAGGUGAAGAUCCCGGUCGUUCAUAAUUAUGGACAUUCCGGUGCGGGAUGGCAAUGUUCGUGGGGGUGUGCGGAGGAGGUGGUGAGGAUUGUUCAGGAGCUUUGA
Messenger RNA from Stereum hirsutum FP-91666 SS1, 1164 nucleotides. RefSeq names its product DAO-domain-containing protein. NCBI's taxonomy places the organism in Eukaryota, Fungi, Basidiomycota, Agaricomycetes, Russulales, Stereaceae. The coding region runs from base 1 to 1164 and encodes 387 amino acids. The record is from RefSeq and is a predicted model, not a curated record. The transcript has 3 exons. Gene Ontology annotation, molecular function: FAD binding; D-amino-acid oxidase activity.